GAGUGGGAGCAGGGGCUCUUUCUUCCCUCCUUGUGUUAGGAAAGCCCCAAGCCAGUACUUAUGCAACCAAGGCGGACAUUUCUAGGAUCCAGUCCCUUGAUCUCAUUGAAAUUCAGGAAGCUGUGUGCCUGCUCCUGGCUGAAGUGCAGUUUGGCUGAGCUUUUGUUCCAUUUAUGAAUAGUUCUUGCUGGAAGUCCAUCACCCAGAGGCUGGCUCUCCCAACAGCCGGACAACAGAGCAUGCCUGUUUCCAGUGCCAUGACACGGGAGGGGCAGUUCAGGGAGGAGUUGGGCUAUGACCGGAUGCCCACACUGGAGAGAGGUCGGCAGGAUACAGGACGGCAGGACGCGGGUAGCUACACACCUGACUCAAAGCCAAAAGACCUGCAGCUGUCGAAGAGGUUGCCCCCAUGCUUCAGCUACAAGACAUGGGUAUUCUCUGUGUUAAUGGGGAGCUGCCUUCUUGUGACCUCUGGGUUUUCGCUCUACUUGGGGAACGUGUUCCCCUCCGAGAUGGAUUAUUUGCGCUGUGCAGCAGGCUCUGUUCUGGUUUCUUUUCAGUGCAUCCCCUCAGCCAUUGUGAGCUUCGCUGUGGGGAGGAGAAACGUCAGUGCGAUUCCCAACUUUCAGAUAUUGUUUGUCUCCACGUUCGCUGUCACCACUACCUGCUUAAUCUGGUUUGGAUGUAAACUGAUCCUGAAUCCGUCAGCAAUAAACAUUAAUUUUAACCUCAUCCUGCUCUUGCUGUUGGAGCUCCUCAUGGCAGCCACAGUGAUCAUCUCGGCAAGAUCCAGUGAGGAGUCCUGCAAGAAGAAGAAGGGUUCCAUCUCAGAUGGCACCAACAUUUUGGAUGAAGUGACUUUUCCUGCUCGGGUCUUAAAAUCCUACUCCGUGGUAGAAGUAAUUGCUGGUGUCUCUGCUGUACUUGGGGGUGUGAUCGCUCUAAAUGUAGAUGAAGCUGUCUCAGGCCCACAUCUCUCAGUGACAUUCUUUUGGAUUUUAGUGGCUUGUUUUCCAAGUGCCAUUGCCAGCCAUGUGACAGCAGAGUGUCCCAGCAAGUGUCUGGUGGAGGUACUGAUUGCCAUCAGCAGCCUUACAUCCCCACUGCUCUUCACUGCCUCUGGGUAUCUGUCCUUCAGCGUGAUGAGAAUUGUGGAGAUUUUUAAAGAUUACCCACCAGCUAUCAAAUCCUAUGAUGUGCUCCUCCUGCUGUUGCUGCUAGUGCUGUUGCUUCAGGGGGGCCUCAACACUGGUACAGCCAUCCAGUGUGUGAGCUUCAAGGUCAGUGCCCGACUACAGGCUGCAUCCUGGGACACCCAGACCUGUCCCCAGGAACGUCCAGGAGGGGAGGUGGCCAGAAGCCCCCUGAAGGAGUUUGACAAAGAGAAAGCCUGGAGAGCUGUGGUGGUGCAAAUGGCCCAGUGACUACAUGAUAAAGAGACUGAGUCUUGGUGUCUGUCUGACCCCCAGCAUGUCCAAUCAUACAGACUCUAACUGUCCUGCAAUAACUGCUUGCUAACAUGCUCUUU
Molecule: messenger RNA, 1528 nt
Organism: Phodopus roborovskii (desert hamster)
Lineage: Eukaryota; Metazoa; Chordata; Mammalia; Rodentia; Cricetidae
Gene: Mlc1
Product: modulator of VRAC current 1
Exons: 12
Coding region: 174-1424 (416 amino acids)
Biological process (GO): regulation of response to osmotic stress
Cellular component (GO): cytoplasmic vesicle; endoplasmic reticulum; plasma membrane
Source: RefSeq, a predicted model, not a curated record